UCGAUAAACACAGAACCUGUCCGAAAGAUGUGUACAUCGCAACGAAAUUUCCUGUGAUUUGACAUAUUUUACCGACAGAGUUCAGAUAGUGCAAGCUUAGAACCAAUUUGAAGAUUUGCAUUUUGGAACUGUUUCCAUUUGUUCACUUCACAUCAGUUUCAGGUCUCCUAAAAUGCCAUCCCACAAGAUCAGCCAUGGUGGUGAUGUCUCCACAGACCUCAUGGAUAGCGACAUCAGCUUUCCCCUCGCAAGAUUAUUUGACAGGUUUAAUUUGGACCAUAUUCCUGAAAAACACCGCAUGGAAGAGUUUGAACAUCGGGAUCUGGCACACAUCAAGCACUACAAGGCUGCUGUUAAGAUCUUUGGUGGACCUUUAAGUCGCAAGAGAGUUCUUAUUGCCCCACCUAUGGAAACAAUGCUUAAGCAUCGACUCGGAAUGUAUAUUGACGAAAAACCUAAACUUGCUCCCCCAACACUUAAUACUGACAUAAAACCUAAAGCACCGUAUGUAAAACCUGAACCUGAAGAGAUUGUCAUUGCUCGUCAGGCAAGGGAAAGAGAAGAUAACUACAAAUCUUGGUUCAAGGAGAGACAGAAGUUUCGGAAUGAUUUGGAAAACAUGGGACUUAAUUCUGAUUGGUUGGCAAAAAAGCCCAACAAAACUGUGCUGGAAAAACGUGUUUUGUGUCAGUUAAAAGAUGCAGAAAAUAAAACACAAACGCAAGAGGAGGACUCAAAGAGUGCCCUUGUUGACACAUUCUCUAGUGAGGAGUCUUUCAGUUCAGAAGAAAGUAGCAUUCCCAAUUUGAGAACCCCCGCUCCACUAGGACUCAAGAUUCUUGAUCAGCACUUAAAGGAAAAAAAGCUCAGACUGAUUGAUUUAUUUACCUCAACAGACAAAAACAAAGACUGGAAGAUCACACGAGAAGAAUUUAUGAAAAUUCUAGAAGAAAGGAGUAUUCCCAUAUCACGUGGACUGCUGGAGGACAUGCUGAUAUCCCUGGACAUGAAUCUAGAUGACAUGCUGGACUAUAAGGAGAUGGCGUUUGGCAUGGAGCUGGCAAGGCGCGAGAAGAGGGUAGAUCGACGCAAGCAAUUGUCACGGGAAACCACGGCAGUCAGCCAGAAAUCAGCUGUGUCAGAUUCAAACAAAAGUAAUAAACAGGACCAGAAUAACCCUCUAUCACCUGCCAGCCCAAGAACUAGGGGGCUGAAGGCUGCAAGAACACCAGGGAAUGAUGAAAAUACAUCUCAUUCCUCCCCUAAAUCUAAAAAAAUGUCAGACAAAAACGACAGCACACAUUCCAUGGCUCUUUCCAGGGUAAAAGGUUCUCAGAAAUCCAGUCAAAAUCAAAAUACAUUUGGUGAAGGGUCUGAUGCCAAAUUAGGUCAGAGUAAAACAAUGAAAUCAGGUCAGGGUGAGGAUGGGUCAAGGUCAUCCUCAAAGGCAGGGUCGCCAUCGCUACUGGAGCCUCCAUAUCCUGACAUGCGUCAGGAAAGGCUGGUCCUUAAAACAGAGGAGGAGAUGGUGGACCUCCGUAAGCGGGAUAGAGAAGGGCUGAAAGGGUACAAUGCCAAGUUGGAGGGCAUACCACCAAUCAUUCGCUCAGGUAGCAAGGCCAUAGACAACCACUCUCUGCAGUCCACACUUGACGGGGAACUGGCACCCAUGGUGGACAAGUUCAGACAGAAACGUCUCCAGGAGUACUUUUCCAUCAAACAGCUUUGUCAGACAAACGAUGUGGUCCUCUCAGAAAAACUGCUGGAGCGAGUGCUUCUGUACCCGCCCGAGAAGCCUCACAGCUCAAUUAGGAAGGUGCGUGCCCCAGACUCCGCCCCCCUCAUUACCUCGACCUUUGCUGACCCACCAAAGCGACCCCGCACGCCCAUAGAAGUCAAACACAAGGACAAAGUGAGACGUUCAAAGAGUGGGAAGCUGUUGAUUGAUAGUCGACACAAGUACCCGUCCAGCAAGAAAGUGUCUGCAGACGCCUACAAGCAGACGCUGUCCACGGGGCGAGCAGUGAUACGCCGCAAAGUGGACUGUUGGAUGACAUUUGAGGAGUACGAACAUCUCACUAGAAAACUUGCUGUGCGUUAUCAACACCUGCACGGCACCUCCGGUCACAACGCUUUCUGGCCCGGACACCUGCUGGAUAAGCUGCGUCUGUGCAUGCCGCCUUACGACAGACCACAAGCCCGUGACCAGGAGGCGGCCAUCUUCACACACAAACAUCGAACACCGGCGGUCAACUACGGAUAUGAACCCAACGAUGUCUGGAAAACAAACAGUGACAUGUACACACAGAUUGGAAUUCAUGAUCAUUUUAAAAAUAAAACACUGAUUUGAAUUCUGUCAGUGGAAGUUAGUUUAAACAAGGAAUUUGUGCACAAUUGUUUUUAAAGUGUUAUUGUUAUUGUUAAUAUUUAGUGAUGUUUAAGUUGUUUUUGUAUGAACCAAUGAUGCUGUGAUAAAAUACUGUGAUGUAU
Dreissena polymorpha is the source of this 2490-nucleotide messenger RNA. Its product is annotated as EF-hand calcium-binding domain-containing protein 12-like. Lineage: Eukaryota; Metazoa; Mollusca; Bivalvia; Myida; Dreissenidae. Gene Ontology annotation, molecular function: calcium ion binding. Bases 173 to 2350 code for a protein of 725 amino acids. The record is from RefSeq and is a predicted model, not a curated record. The transcript is spliced from 8 exons.